This is a messenger RNA of Pocillopora damicornis (cauliflower coral), 610 nucleotides long. RefSeq names its product low-density lipoprotein receptor-related protein 2. Gene Ontology annotation, molecular function: calcium ion binding; protein binding; hormone binding. Gene Ontology annotation, biological process: receptor-mediated endocytosis. NCBI's taxonomy places the organism in Eukaryota, Metazoa, Cnidaria, Anthozoa, Scleractinia, Pocilloporidae. Gene Ontology annotation, cellular component: plasma membrane; apical plasma membrane; signaling receptor complex. The record is from RefSeq and is a predicted model, not a curated record.
CACACUACUUAGCCUCGUACGAUGCGAGAAUCCUUAGGGGCACCGAUCUCUGACAUGGGACGAAUAUCAAUGAAUUCGUCAGGCAUGCAAGGCCAUUCGAAUGCUCAAAAAUUAUGUUCUUGCCGGAAAGGGCUGUCAUCCUUCACAGUUCCCCUGUAAAGAUGGAUUAAGCUGCAUUGAUAAGUCAUGGAAGUGUGAUGACUUUCCGGACUGCUCUGAUGGCAGCGAUGAAGAAAACUGUGGUGGAAGGACUUGUUCACCACUGCAGUUUGCAUGCAAUAACAGGUGUAUCCCUAAAACAUGGCAGUGUGAUGAUGAUAUUGACUGUCAGGAUGGUGAAGAUGAAAAGGAUUGUUUGGAAGCAACAACAUGUUCCAGUUCCCAAUUCCAAUGUGCCGAUAAAUUGCGCUGUAUACCUACACGCUGGCAGUGUGAUGGCAAGGAAGAGUGUGAUGAUGGCAGUGAUGAAGUGGAUUGUGCAAAUCAUACCUGUGCCAGCCAUGACUUCAGCUGUGCUAAUGGAAAGGAGUGUAUUGCUAUGGAGUGGAGAUGUGACAGGGAUUAUGACUGCGGAGACAUGUCAGAUGAACAUGACUGUGAACCAGUGUAA